Lathyrus sativus (Indian pea) is the source of this 216-nucleotide messenger RNA. Lineage: Eukaryota; Viridiplantae; Streptophyta; Magnoliopsida; Fabales; Fabaceae. The record is from the annotation of a GenBank genome assembly.
AUGGAUCGUACUUGGAUGUAUAAUAGAGCAUAUUCUGAUAGACGCGGAUUGAAAGAAGAAUGUGUUCGUGGGGUUAAAAAGUUUGUGAAGAAGGCUUUGAAUCAACCCAUUUGUAAAUUUGAGGGAGGGAUAAGGUGUCCGUGCAUAAAUUGCAAGUGUUGUAAGAUAAGUACAACAACUAAUGUAAGACUUCACUUAUAUCAAGAUGGAUUUUAA